AUGCUUUGUGAACCUACUUCAAGACCCCAAUCACCUUUCAUGCACAAAUCACCUCGCUCCCACUCCCACACUCAAUCACCAAUAUUUUCACCAACGAUGCCACUUACAUUCUCCAGACAAGUAUAUGGAACAUUUUCAACUUCACCCAUAACGAGUAUCUCCGGUCCUUCUCAACCUACACCUAUACAUCAUUCCCAUUCCGUUCCAUCAACACCUAUAACACUCACAUCUUCUUCAUCAUGUACUACGAUAACGACAAAUAAUUCUAGACCACCUGUGAUAACGCACAGUCAAUCGCACCGUAUAACGAGACCUAAAUCAAUGAAAAAACCAUCAGGAUCUACCUCUCAAAAGCAGAAAAAUGUUCAAAUGAGUUUAGAGGUUAAAGUGGAAAAAGCAAAAGGAUUUCACGCUUUCUUCGUUCCAUUAUGUAAGAAUUUACCACCCGCUCCACCUUGUUCUCCUGUCGGUUCACAUGGAAACGGAAACGGAAUAUUAAAGCAGAGGGACGACGAUAACCAGAAUAACGGUGUCAGUGGCUUUGGUGGAAAUGGGAAUGAUAACGCAAGUGGGAUUGGGAACCUUACAGAAAUGGAUUAUUUUGGUCAAUGGAAUAAAAGGAAAGAAAACGAUCAAUGGGUUGAAGAUGUUACAACCUCGUUAUCGGAAGGAAUGGACAUUGAUGCUAAUUAG
Messenger RNA from Kwoniella shivajii, 693 nucleotides. RefSeq lists its product as uncharacterized. The transcript has a single exon. Lineage: Eukaryota; Fungi; Basidiomycota; Tremellomycetes; Tremellales; Cryptococcaceae. Bases 1 to 693 code for a protein of 230 amino acids. The record is from RefSeq and is a predicted model, not a curated record.